Messenger RNA from Cyphellophora europaea CBS 101466, 555 nucleotides. RefSeq lists its product as uncharacterized. Bases 1 to 555 code for a protein of 184 amino acids. Gene Ontology annotation, molecular function: acyltransferase activity, transferring groups other than amino-acyl groups. The transcript has a single exon. Lineage: Eukaryota; Fungi; Ascomycota; Eurotiomycetes; Chaetothyriales; Cyphellophoraceae. The record is from RefSeq and is a predicted model, not a curated record.
AUGAACGCGAAGCGUUUGCGGUCCUUAGCCUGGUCCAAGGACGAGUACAUGAUCUCCACAGACUCCUCACUUGUAUCUCUGGAUAUUUUCAAUCAAUGGCUCGUCACGAGCGACAUGCACUGGGCCAAGCCGGUCCCGCCUGAUGUCCUGCAGGAGAUGCUCGAUCAUUCUCUGGUCUUCGGACUCUACGAGAAUCCAGAUGCUGUGGUCAUGGGUGGAGAGGGCGCCUCAAAAAGUAAUCUCACGAUGGUUGGUAUAGCCCGAUGUGUUACCGACUUUACAACAUUCUUGUACCUGACAGAUGUGUAUGUUGGACCGCGGCUCCAAGGUCAGGGACUUGGGACCUGGCUGAUACUGAAGGUUCAAGAAGUCAUUGAUUCUAUGCCCAAUCUGCGCCGAAGUCUACUCUUCACCAGUGAUUGGGAGCGGUCGGUGCCGUUCUAUGAGAAGCACAUGGGGGUCGAAGUCAUCGAAUCUACCAGAGGUAGUGGCAUGGCUAUCCUGUCCAAGAAGGGAGCAGGACAUGUCGUUGUAGACGACGCAGAGCGGCAGUAA